Messenger RNA from Cicer arietinum (chickpea), 1420 nucleotides. RefSeq lists its product as uncharacterized. The record is from RefSeq and is a predicted model, not a curated record. Lineage: Eukaryota; Viridiplantae; Streptophyta; Magnoliopsida; Fabales; Fabaceae.
UUAUUCACACCUUGUUGAACUAAUUGUAUCUCCUAUAUAAACCCUUGUCCACACCUUGUACUCUUUCGUGCCAAAGUACAAAGCUUUGUACAAUAACAACCUCUUCAAUUCAUACACUCUCUCAAACCUACAAUCACAAACAUUCCCAAAAUUGUUUUUUUUUUCCUUUCAAAUUUUGAUUUGAUUUGAUUUGAUUUUGUUAAGUGUAAUUUUUUAUUUUCACAAAGCAUUUGCAAACUCUCUAGACUCAUCCAUUAUUAAUUAUUUUAUUAUUAUUAUAUACUACAAUAUGAGCAACAUGAAGAACAAAACAGCAAAAUUAUUGAAGCAAAUCAUAGCUGGUUUAACCUCAAUGGCAAAGUCAAAAAGUUUAGCUUUAAAGUCCAAAACAAAUGCCAUCAAAGCUCGUUUGAUUAUAUUCUCACUGAUGAAGAACAAAAAAUUUCUUAUGAGUUCCCUUUCAGAAAAAUUUCAUUCUGUUUUUGGAAACCAUUCUCAUCAAUCAAAAGAAGAUUGUUUAAUUGAAGAAGGUGGAAGUAGUGAGCAACAUCAUAACAAAUCCAUAGUUGUGUAUAACAACAAUGCUCACACUCACACCUAUGAGGCUUUGGAAAAUCCAAGUGAAACACAAGUUGUUGAAGAAGAACAAGACCAAGAUGGCUAUAAUGGUUACUAUGAUGAUGUUGAUGAUGAUGAAAAGUACCCUGAUUUGACUCACACACUUUUUGAUUCUGAGGGUUUGGAUUUUGAUGGUUCAGUGAUUGAUAUGGUGAAAAAUUGUAAGGAAGAAGCUGGGAGAGAGUUUAAAUUUGAAGAUGAUAUUGAUGAAGUUGCUGAUCUUUUCAUUAGGAGGUUUAGAAGGAAUAUAAUCUUGCAAAAACAAGAAUCAUUGAAGAGGAAGAGGGAAAUCACUCAAAAGGGUACUUGAAUUUACUUAUUUCGAGUUCGUUCUGAUUCACCAUGCAGCUGCUGUAAAGGAUCUAAACUCGGAAAAAUAUGCAAAAGCUCAACCUCAUCAUUUUCUCCCUUUGUUAUUGUUUCUUUUUUUCUUCAAGAAUAAGGGAGAUCAGAAGGAGUAGCUUGAUUUAUUUUACUAUGAUAUAUUGUAUUAAUAUAUGGUUGGUUUAAUUAAGAGGAGCACAACCCUGAAUUAAUUAACCAGGGUGUGAUUUCUUUGUUCUUUUAUUUUUGUUUUUUCUUUUUUUCCAUUUUAGUUUUGGGUGGUGGUGUCAAUAGUACUUCACCAAUUAAGUUCUCUUUUUCAUGUGUCAAAUAAAAGAAAAGAGAAUAAAAAUGGAACAUGUUUCUUAUAUAGAUAUAUUGUAAUACUAAUUGGUGUUAAUUGGAGCACAGAUGUUGGUGUUUCAACUCUGUAAAUCUGCAAAUAUUAAUGUACCAUAUUUUCAUGAAGCAUAGCUAA